AGUUCAGAGACAUAAGCAGUACUAAAAGGGAGACCGGUAGGAAAGAGAGAGGAAGAGUAGGCGAGAGGGAGAGAGAAAGAGUAGGGGAGAGAGGAGAGAGAGGAGAGAGGAGAGAGAGAGAGGUAUAUACACACACAUUAAAGGAGCAUAGCCCCUCUUUUCCUUUCUUCCUUCGCUUCUCUUUUUCCUCUAUUUCUCGGUGAAACACUCGGCCUUCUUCGUCUUCUGCUAAAGAUAAACAUGAUUUCCUUAAGCGGGACCGCUUUUAUGAACAACUCCCUGUCUGGGGUUUCGAAAUGCUUGACUCAGUCACAGUCGCAGCGGAGGUUUUCAGCUCCGAAGGUUGUAGCCGCCGUCAGCUCCAACGGCAGACCCGGAGACCGGAAUGCGAGCAUCGUGAUGGAGAGUGCUCUGAAGGAGGUGACGGAGUCAGUUCCCGUUGUGGAGAAGGAGGCCAAAUCCACCGUCGCCGGCGGAGUUGGGGAUUUCUACGGCGAGGAUACUGCCACCGAGGAUCAAGUGAUUACCCCUUGGACUGUCUCUGUUGCGAGUGGAUACACAUUGUUGCGUGAUCCGCACUACAAUAAAGGUCUUGCCUUUAAUCAGAAGGAAAGGGAUGCCCACUACUUACGUGGUCUUCUUCCUCCCGUGGUUGUCAAUCAUGAGCUUCAGGUGAAAAAAAUGAUGCACAAUCUCCGUCAAUAUGAUCUACCAUUGCAGAAGUACAUGGCCAUGAUGGAUCUCCAGGAGAUGAACGAAAAGCUUUUUUACAAGCUUCUGAUUGACAAUGUUGAGGAGCUUCUUCCAAUUGUCUAUACUCCGACUGUGGGUGAAGCAUGCCAAAAAUAUGGAAGCAUCUUCAGGCGUCCUCAGGGUCUUUUCAUCAGUUUGAGAGAGAGGGGAAGAAUUCUUGAAGUGAUGAAGAAUUGGCCCGAGAAAAAAAUUCAGGUCAUUGUUGUCACUGACGGGGAAAGAAUUUUGGGUCUCGGUGACCUUGGUUGCCAGGGCAUGGGGAUACCUGUAGGAAAGCUCUCAUUGUAUACUGCUCUUGGAGGCAUUCGCCCUUCUGCUUGCUUGCCCGUAACCAUUGAUGUGGGGACAAACAAUGAGAAGUUGUUAAACGAUGAAUUUUACAUCGGGCUCAGACAAAGGAGAGCAACUGGACAGGAAUAUGCUGAACUUUUCGACGAAUUUAUGACUGCUGUUAAGCAGAUGUAUGGGGAGAAAGUGCUUAUUCAGUUUGAAGACUUCGCGAAUCAUAAUGCUUUUGAUCUUCUCGCAAAGUAUGGCCCUAGUCACCUUGUUUUCAAUGAUGAUAUACAGGGGACAGCAUCUGUGGUUCUUGCGGGGCUUAUAGCAGCGCUAAAGAAAGUUGGGGGCACGUUGGCUGAGCAAACAUUUUUAUUCCUUGGGGCCGGAGAGGCGGGCACUGGCAUUGCUGAACUCAUUGCGCUCGAGAUGUCAAAACAGACGGGAGCCCCAUUGGAAGAAACUCGGAAGAAAAUUUGGCUGGUGGACUCCAAAGGGCUGAUUGUUAAGUCCCGGGUGGAAUCACUUCAGCACUUUAAAAGGCCGUGGGCCCACGAACACGAGCCCGUAAAGGAUCUUGUGGAUGCAGUGAAGGCUAUCAAGCCUACGGUCUUGAUUGGAUCUUCUGGAGCUGGAAGAACGUUCACGAAAGAUGUUAUUGGAGCUAUGGCUUCCUUCAACGAGAAACCUAUCGUUCUUGCUCUCUCGAACCCAACAUCGCAGUCGGAGUGUACCGCGGAAGAGGCGUAUACCUGGAGUGAGGGCCGAGCUAUAUUUGCCAGUGGAAGCCCAUUCCCCCCUUUCGAAUACAAGGGGAGGACCCUUUUGUCCGGGCAGGCAAACAAUGCAUAUAUCUUCCCCGGGUUUGGUUUAGGACUCAUAAUUUCGGGUGCAAUCCGUGUCCACGAUGACAUGCUUCUUGCGGCCUCGGAAGCUCUAGCUGCCGAGGUUACGCAAGAGAACUUCGAUAAAGGACUCAUAUACCCUCCGUUUUCGAACAUCAGAAAAAUCUCGGCCCAUAUUGCCGCCAGAGUAGCCGCCAAAGCAUAUGAACUCGGUUUGGCCACUCGUCUACCACAACCCGAAAACCUGGUUGCUUAUGCCGAGAGCUGCAUGUACAGCCCUACUUACCGUAGCUAUCGCUAAGCGGUUGGAAGAUUUACUCUUUUUAAGAUUUAGAUAGUUAAGUCUUUAUUUUAUUUUUUUCUUCUUUUUACAUUUUGAAUAUGUGGUUUUAAUUAUUGAAGUUGAGGGUGUUUUUAGGAGCAGGUUUAAGGUUAGAUUGCAGAAAUGUUGUGUGCUAGUGAUGAACUGAUGAUGUUAAAAAAAUAAGAAAGUUUUUUACUACUUGAAAACAUAUGUAGCUUAAAGAAAUUAGAAGGAUUGUUGAAUCUCAAGUGAAGUUCUGCAAGUUUCAAAUGUAUACAUUUAUGAAUGAUUAUUUUCA
Ipomoea nil (Japanese morning glory) is the source of this 2476-nucleotide messenger RNA. RefSeq names its product NADP-dependent malic enzyme, chloroplastic-like. Gene Ontology annotation, molecular function: malate dehydrogenase (decarboxylating) (NAD+) activity; malate dehydrogenase (decarboxylating) (NADP+) activity; NAD binding. NCBI's taxonomy places the organism in Eukaryota, Viridiplantae, Streptophyta, Magnoliopsida, Solanales, Convolvulaceae. Gene Ontology annotation, cellular component: chloroplast. The transcript is spliced from 19 exons. The coding region runs from base 241 to 2175 and encodes 644 amino acids. The record is from RefSeq and is a predicted model, not a curated record. Gene Ontology annotation, biological process: pyruvate metabolic process; malate metabolic process.